UAUCACUGCGCACCAGGCACUGCACAGGUGGCGUCAGCACCCUUCUGGUGAGCGAGCGCGCCGCUGUUUUUGCGUGACCUGAUUGGAGAAUUAGACGGGGCCGCUCUUCCAUCAGCUCCGUAUCUACCCGGUAACCCGGUCCACUCACACAAUCAUUCAGACCACCCCACCACACCCAAUUUCCCCGCUACCGGCAUCUACAAUCGUCCACCCGAGUCGAUGCUAGCUGGAAAAAGAAGAGCAGAAAUUAUGUCGGUCUCGGUGGCGUUCAUUGGAGUGCUGAUGCUUCAUUUGGUCUCCUCACAGAACGAGCCUUCCAUCAACUCGUCGGACCACAUCAUGCUGCCCACUGAUCACCACAGCCUGCCCAUCACUUUGCAGUGCAACCUAACUUCAGCCCACAGUGCCCACAAGGAGAGCUUCUGGAUGAAGAAUGGGGAGGAGAUCCAAGAGACCCGCGGAGAGAGAGCCAACACUGAGUACUACCUGAAGAAGCCCCGAGGAGAGGAUUCAGGGGAGUACAUGUGUGUCUACACCUUCGAUCAGGCCCCGUCUGCUAACGCCACCAUCGAGAUUAAAGCUGUUCCUGACAUCAUAGGCCACAAGCGUAGUGACAAUAAGAAUGAGGGCCAGAAGGCCUUGCUAUACUGUAAGUCCACUGGCUACCCCUACCCUAUCUGGACCUGGCGCAAACUGGACAACGGGUUCUACAUGGACAUCAACAACUCCUCCGGCCGUUUCUUCAUUAACAACAAAGACAACUACACUGAGCUGAGCAUCAUCAACCUGGACAUCGACUCCGACCCGGGGGAGUACCAGUGUAACGCCACCAACAUGAUCGGCACCUCGUCCAUCGUGUCUGUGCUGCGGGUCCGGAGCUACCUGGCCUGGCUUUGGCCUCUGCUGGGCGUCCUGGCCGAGGUCGUUAUCCUGGUCGUCAUCAUCGUGGUCUAUGAGAAACGCAAGAAGCCAGACGACAUACAAGACGAUGACGAACCAGCUGGACCCAUGAAAACUAACUCCACCAACAACCACAAAGACAAGAACCUUCGUCAGAGGAACACAAACUGAGCAGAUUGAUGUCUCAUUAUUAAUAAUAACAUAUUAUACAUGUAUUGACCAUAUGAAGGUAACCAGGAGAGGGAUCCAUAGCAAUGUGGUAAUGAGGAGGAGGAAGAGGAGGAGGAGCUACUGUAAAUGUCUGUAUUGUAUGAUGAGGCAUGCCUUCUGAUUUGAUUAUCUGUUUAUCGUGUGAUGGGGGUGAAGAAGGAGAUCAAUGAAUGUGAUCCCCAUAACAUUAUGAAUGGUUUACGAAGUGUCUAUGAAGCAUUAUAACCAUUGUGGCUGCAUGCAGUUAUUGAUUGUUGCUGUUUAUUUAUUUAUUAUUUAUUCUUAUCAGAUUCUUGUCAUUUUCUAUUUUUUUUAAACUAAUUCUGAAGUAACGCAUGCAAGGUAUUCUAACCUUCUGUUUGGUGUUGACAUGACAUGACUUUUUCCUCUCCGUCUCAAAGGGCACCCUAGGCCAUAUACAGUGCACUACUUUUUGACCUGGGGCCUGGGUCUCAAAUCCAAAAUGGCACCCUAGUCCCUAUAUAGUGAUCUACUCUUGAUCAGGGCUCGCAGGGUAGUGCACUGUAUAGGACAGGGGUAUUCUGACCCUACUGUAUAGGACAGGGGUAUUCUGACCUUACUGUAUAGGACAGGGGUAUUCUGACCCUACUGUAUAGGGCAGCGGUAUUCUGACCCUACUGUAUAGGACAGGGGUAUUCUGACCCUACUGUAUAGGACAGGGGUAUUCUGACCCUACUGUAUAGGGCAGGGGUAUUCUGACCCUACUGUAUAGGACAGGGGUAUUCUGACCCUACUGUAUAGGACAGGGGUAUUCUGACCCUACUGUAUAGGACAGGGGUAUUCUGACCCUACUGUAUAGGACAGGGGUAUUCUGACCCUACUGUAGGGCAGGGGUAUUCUGACCCUACUGUAUAGGACAGGGGUAUUCUGACCCUACUGUAUAGGACAGGGGUAUUCUGACCCUACUGUAUAGGGCAGGGGUAUUCUGACCCUACUGUAUAGGACAGGGGUAUUCUGACCCUACUGUAUAGGGCAGGGGUAUUCUGACCCUACUGUAUAGGACAGGGGUAUUCUGACCCUACUGUAUAGGGCAGGGGUAUUCUGACCCUACUGUAUAGGACAGGGGUAUUCUGACCCUACUGUAUAGGGCAGGGGUAUUCUGACCCUACUGUAUAGGACAGGGGUAUUCUGACCCUACUGUAUAGGGCAGGGGUAUUCUGACCCUACUGUAUGGCAGGGGUAUUCUGACCCUACUGUAUAGGGCAGGGGUAUUCUGACCCUACUGUAUGGCAGGGGUAUUUUGACCCUACUGUAUGGGACAGGGGUAUUCUGACCCUAUGAGGUCCGGAGCACUGCUGGUUUUCUGUUCUAUAUGAUAAUGAUUUACACCCACCUGAUGUCCCAGGUCUAAAUCAGUCCAUGAUUACAGGGGAAUAAUGGGAUCAUUUUUUAAAAUGAAUUUGAGGGAUAGACUUUUAGAGUAAAAGGUGCUAUCUAGAACCUAAAAGGGUUCUUCGGCUGUCCCCAUAGGAGAACCCUUUGAAGAACCCUUUUUGGUUCGAGGUAGAACCCUUUUGGUUCAUGGAUCCCAAAAGAGUUCUACCCGGCACCAAAAAGUGUUCUACCUGGAACCAAAAAGAGUUCUACUAUGGGGCACAGCCGAGGAACCUUUUGGAACCCUUUUUUCUAAGAGUAUAUAAGGAAUAGGUUCCCAUAGGGAGGAAUAGGUUCCCAUAGGGAGGAAUAGGGUGCCCUUUGAGAUGCUGGUCUGGUUUUGUUGACUUUGAGAUGCUGGCCUGGUUUUGUUGACUUUGAGAUGCUGGCCUGGUUUUGUUGACUUUGAGAUGCUGGCCUGGUUUUGUUGACUUUGAGAUGCUGGCCUGGUUUUGUUGACUUUGAGAUGCUGGCCUGGUUUUGUUGACUUUGAGAUGCUGGCCUGGUUUUGUUGACUUUGAGAUGCUGGUCUGGUUUUGUUGACUUUGAGAUGCUGGCCUGGUUUUGUUGACUUUGAGAUGCUGGCCUGGUUUUGUUGACUUUGAGAUGCUGGCCUGGUUUUGUUGACUUUGAGAUGCUGGCCUGGUUUUGUUGACUUUGAGAUGCUGCCCUGGUUUUGUUGACUUUGAGAUGCUGGUCUGGUUUUGUUGACUUUGAGAUGCUGGCCUGGUUUUGUUGACUUUGAGAUGCUGGCCUGGUUUUGUUGACUUUGAGAUGCUGGCCUGGUUUUGUUGACUUUGAGAUGCUGGCCUGGUUUUGUUGACUUUGAGAUGCUGGCCUGGUUUUGUUGACUUUGAGAGUGGCUUCAUGUUGAUAGAUAAUCAUUAUUUAUUUGUGUUGACUAUGAGAAUCUAAAGACUUUGCAAUGUAAAAGAAAAUCUGUACAUCAUUCUGCUGCAUACUAUUUUAUAAGUUGGUAACUUGUUUAACAUUUCAUCAGAUUAGAUUUGGUUUACAUUUUAAUGAGGGCUUUACAAUGUCCCCCCGUCUUUUGACUUUGAUUGAUAAUUCCUAUAUUUGACAUGUUCUGUAUGUAUAUCUUUAUGAAAUCACCUUCAUAUAUAAUGAUAUAUGAAGGAUAUUCAUUCAUAAGAUGCACUUAAGUGUUGAAAAAGAAUGGGAAUUUAAAAAAAAUCUGUAUGAAUUUCAUUCAGUAGCUAAGCAACUGAACUCCACCCAAUCCUAACCCUAUUGCUAGAGUAUGUGUAUUGUGUAUAGCAUGGCUAUUAUCCUAUGCAAUAAUAAUAAUAAUAAUCAAUAUUGAUAUUUAUAUAUAGAAGUCCCUCUUAGCAGCUUUAGAUUUUACUGAGUAAGACAUCUUUAUUAGAGUAAGGGUAAUCACCUUUAGAGCAUUUAUAGAUACCGUACUGCUCAGCUGUAUGCUGAAGGAUAAUCACCUUUAGAGCAUUUAUAGAUACCGUAUUGCUCAGCUGUAUGCUGUAUCAGUUGAUCUCUAUAUAUGACAAUGAUAUACAUCUAUACAGUGGCCUUAAGAAUGUAUUCAUAACCAUUCACUUAUUCCAUAUUUUGUUGUGUUACAGCCUGAAUUCAAAAUGGAUGACAUAUAUUUGUUUUUCUCACCCAUCUACACAGAAAACCACAUCAUGACAAAGGGAAAACAUGUUUUUAGAAAUGUAGCACAUUUAUUGAAAAUUAAAUACAGAAAUAUAUAAUUUAAAUAAGUAUUCAGUCCCCUAAAUCAAUACAUGUUAGAAUCAACUUUUAACAGUGAUUACAGUUGUGAGUCUUUCUGGGUAAGUCUCUUAAGAGCUUUGCACAUCUGGAUUGUACAAUAUUUGAACAAUGUUCUUUUUAAAAUGAUUCAAGCUCUGUCAAGUUGGUUGUUUAUAAUUGCUAGACAGCCAUUUCAAGUCUUGCCAUAGAUUUUCAAGCAGAUUUAAGUCAAAACAGUUACUAGGCCACUCAGUACCAACUCCAGUGUAUAUUUGGCCUUGUGUUUUAGGUUAUUGUCCUGCUGAAAAGUGAAUUUGUCUCCCAGUGUCUGUUUGAAAGUUUUCCUUUAAGGAUUUUCCCUGUGGUUAGCUCUACUACAUUUAUUUUUAUUUAUAAAAAAAAAAAACUCCCUAGUCCUUAACAAGCAUACCCAUAACAUGAUGCAGCCACCACCAUGCUUGAAAAUAUGAAGAGUGAUACUCAGUGAUGUGUUGUGUUGGAUUUGCCUCAAACGUAACGCUUUGUAUUCAGGACAAAAUGUUAAUUUCUUUGCUGCAGUUUUUGCAGUUUUAUUUUAGUGCCUUGUUGCAAACAGGAUGCAUGUUUUGCAAUGUUUGUAUUCUGUACAGGCUUCCUUCUUUUCACUCUGUCAAUUAGUUUAGUUUUGUGGAGUAACUACAAUGUUGUUGAUCCAUCCUCAGUUUUCUCCUAUCACAGCCAUUAAACUAUGUAACUGUUUUAAAAUCACCAUUGGCCUCAUGGUGAAAUCCCUGAGCGGUUUCCUUCCUCUCCACCAACUGAGUUAGGAAGGACACCUGUAUCUUUGUAGUGACUGGGUGUAUAGAUACACCGUCCAAAGUGUAAUCAAUAACUUCACCAUGAUCAAUGUCUACUUAUUUUUUUUAUUUUUACAAUUGACCAAUAGGUGUACUUAUUUUUGAGGCAUUGGAAAACCUCCCUGGUUUUUUGUGGUUUAAAUUGUUUUUGAAAUUCACUGCUCGACUGAGUGACCAUGCAGAUAAUUGUAUGUGUUGGGUACAGAGAUGAGGGACCUUGCAGAUAAUUGUAUGUGUUGGGUACAGAGAUGAGGGACCUUGCAGAUAAUUGUAUGUGUUGGGUACAGAGAUGAGGGACCUUGCAGAUAAUUGUAUGUGUUGGGUACAGAGAUGAGGGACCUUGCAGAUAAUUGUAUGUGUGGGGUACAGAGAUGAGGGAACUUACAGAUAAUUGUAUGUGUUGGGUACAGAGAUGAGGUAGUCAUUGAAACAUCAUGUUAAACACUAUUAUUACACACAGAGUGAGUCCAUGCAACCUAUUAUGUGACUUGUUAAGCAAAUGUUUACUCCAGAAUUGAUUUAGGCUUGGAUUAAUAAAGGGGUUGAAUACUUAUUGACUCAAGACAUUUCACCUUUUCAUAUGUAAACAUUAUAUGUAAACAUCAUUCCUCUUUUACAUUAUGGGGCAUUGUGUGUAGGCCAGUGAUGAAAGAAAUAUCUACAUCUUUUUUUAUAAAUGUUUAAUUCAACAAAUGUAACACAACAAAAUGCAGAGAAAGUCAAGGCGUAUGAAUACUUUCUGAAGGCACUGUGUAUGGGAGCUAGUGGAGGAAGCAGUGCAAAAACAGGGCCUAUUUUAUCCAUGUACGCAUUGACACUUGUAAAGCUAUGCCAAAUCAAUCCCAACGUCUAUCCCACGGUCAAGAUCAAUCUCAAGAUUAAUCCCAAGAUCAAGAUCAAGAUCAACCCCAGGAUCAAUCCCAUGAUCAAGAUCAAUUCCGAGUCAUUUUUAGGAAUAAAAACCUUUAAAAUGAA
Molecule: messenger RNA, 6050 nt
Organism: Oncorhynchus keta (chum salmon)
Lineage: Eukaryota; Metazoa; Chordata; Actinopteri; Salmoniformes; Salmonidae
Product: neuroplastin-like
Exons: 8
Coding region: 220-1071 (283 amino acids)
Source: RefSeq, a predicted model, not a curated record